Corythoichthys intestinalis (scribbled pipefish) is the source of this 1812-nucleotide messenger RNA. Its product is annotated as tigger transposable element-derived protein 1-like. Lineage: Eukaryota; Metazoa; Chordata; Actinopteri; Syngnathiformes; Syngnathidae. Gene Ontology annotation, molecular function: DNA binding. The record is from RefSeq and is a predicted model, not a curated record. The transcript has 2 exons. Gene Ontology annotation, cellular component: nucleus. The coding region runs from base 1 to 1812 and encodes 603 amino acids.
AUGGGACCGAAAAAGACCCCACCACAGGCAACUAUUAAGCCUAAGAAGACGCUAAAGAAAAUUACAAUUGAGCAGAAGAAGGAGAUAAUUGGUAAACACGAACGAGGUGUACGUAUGUGUGACUUAGCAUCCCAGUACCAGUAUGCUAAGUCAACCAUUGCUACCAUCCUUAAGAACAAGGAAGCUAUUAAGGGUGCGUGUGUGGCUAAAGGUGUUUCUGUGUUGUCUAAGCAACGGUCUCAGGCAAUAGAAGAAGUUGAAAAACUUCUGUUGAUUUGGAUUAAUGAAAAGCAGCUAGCAGGGGACAGUGUGAGUGAGAGUAUUAUCGCCGAGAAAGCACGGCAACUUCAUUCGGAUAUCAUCAAGAGGCAACCUGGAAGUUCGUCAUCCAUUGAUGAUUUCAAGGCUAGCCACGGGUGGUUCGAGAAGUUUAAGGGUCGUACAGGGAUUCAUAGUGUCAUUCGUCAUGGUGAGGCAGCCAGUUCUGACAAUAAAGCUGCCGAAGCUUACAAGGAAUCAUUCCUCAAGAUGGUGGAAGAAGAAGGCUACGUUCCUCAUCAAGUGUUUAAUGCUGAUGAAACCGGCCUUUUUUGGAAAAAGAUGCCUAACCGGACUUUCAUUACACAGGAAGAGAAGUCCGUCCCUGGGCAUAAGCCAAUGAAAGAUAGGCUAACCCUCCUGAUGUGCGCCAAUGCCAGUGGCGACUGUAAGAUAAAACCAAUGUUGGUUUAUCACUCAGAAAACCCAAGGGCCUUCAAGAAAAACCAGGUGGUUAAAUCCAAGCUUCCUGUAAUGUGGAAGUCCAACACCAAAGCUUGGGUUACUCGUCUCCUGUUUAUGGACUGGAUGCAUGAUGUUUUCGCUCCUUCAGUGAGGAAAUAUCUCGAGGAGAAAGGGCUCCCUGUCAAGUGUCUUCUUCUCCUUGACAAUGCCCCAGCGCAUCCACCAAGUUUGGAGGAGGAACUUCAAGGUGAUCUUGAAUUCAUCAAGGUCAAAUUCCUCCCUCCCAACACAACCCCCCUCCUGCAGCCCAUGGACCAGCAAGUGAUCGCAAGUUUUAAGAAGCUUUACACUAAGGCUUUAUUUACUCGGUGCUUUCACGUGACCAAUGACACCGACCUAUCCCUUAGGGAUUAUUGGAGGGACCAUUUCAAUGUGUAUCAUUGUGUUCAACUGAUAGAAAAGGCUUGGCAUGAUGUUACCUUUCGAACCUUGAAAGCAGCAUGGAAGAAGUUGUGGCCCACAUGCAUCCUUGAGAGGGACUUAGAAGGAUUUGAUCCUCGAGACUCUGUUGUUGUGAACGACAUUGUUUCCAUGGGACAGAACAUGGGACUCCAAUUGGAUGCAGAUGACGUCGAGGAGCUUGUUGCUGACCAUAAUGAGGUCCUCAACACAGAGGAUUUGAUUCGCCUUCAAGAGGAGAAGCAGAAGGAAGCCAUUCAGGAGUUGUCAUCUGAGGACGAGGAGGAGAUGGCUGCAGCAUCAAGUGAGAGCAUCAAGACCAUGUUAGCUAAGUGGAGUGAUGUGCAGGCUUUUAUCGAACAGUACCAUUCAGAAAAGACUGUGGCUAUGAGAAUCAUCAACAUGAUGAAUGAUAAUGUGAUGCUUCAGUUUCGUAAGACCCUACAACUCAGAAAGCAACAGGUGUCAAUUAAGAGGUUUUUAGUCAGCAAAAAGGAUAAAGAGUCUCCUUCUAAGAAGCAAAGAAGACAAGCCACACCGGAGGACGAGCAAAGCCUGUGCAAGAAACACAGUUUGCCUGCUAAAUUACAAGGUGACACUGACGCCUGCAUGUCAGACUGCGUACGCUGA